Microthlaspi erraticum is the source of this 828-nucleotide messenger RNA. The record is from the annotation of a GenBank genome assembly. Lineage: Eukaryota; Viridiplantae; Streptophyta; Magnoliopsida; Brassicales; Brassicaceae.
AUGCAGAUGGAUGGCACUGAUGAUUCUCAUGUCGAGGAAACACAAGAUGGCGUCAAUUCUCAUGUCAACGAGCAUCAGAUAUUUACACAAGGGCGAGAGCGAGGAAAGUGGGUGGUAAAUGUUAUUGAUUCCGCUGGAAAUGUAACAGAGGAACGCCUCACAGCAAAAGAUGUAUGGGGAAUGGAAAAACGAAGAAUUAUUCUAGAGUUUGGUCCACAUGAUCAACCUGAUGGUGGAAGUGGUGGUGUAUUUGGUACAUGGCUUGGCAUGUUAAGUACUAAUCUGACCAAGUUUCCGAUAAACUAUGAUGAUUGGAGGAAUGUACAGCAAUGGCGAAAGGAUGACGCUUGGGACUACAUUCAGACUAAGUUUUAUUUUGAUAGUUCAAACAAAAACUAUAAAGACUUUGUGAUGAAGAGCUUAAGUGUGAAGUGCAAAAGUGUGAAAACUCGUCUUUGGGAACAUUUGGGAAGAAAUAAUCCUGAAGAAACUUUGCAGCUCCGCCCCGAAUUCAUUCCCAAAGAACAGUGGCACGACUUUGUUUAUAUGCAAUUUAGUGAGAAAGCUAAGAAUCUAAGAGAGCAAAACAAGAUAAGCAGGAGCCACUACAAGACACCUCAUACCUUAGGGAAAAAGAGCAUUUCUCGAGUUUUGAAAGAAGUUUUUCUUAAGACGGGUAAACGUCCAAGUCGUGCAGAAAUAUUUGUGAGCUCACGCCAAAAAGCUAAUGGAGGAUAUGUUAAUGAAGAAGCUCGUGACUUAUCGGUCAGAUUCUUUUUGCUUGCUUCAUCUCUUAUUAAUCUUAUACAUCUUUGUGAGUUUAGUUGA